Sabethes cyaneus is the source of this 5788-nucleotide messenger RNA. Its product is annotated as phospholipid-transporting ATPase ABCA3-like. Gene Ontology annotation, biological process: lipid transport; transmembrane transport. The transcript is spliced from 8 exons. Gene Ontology annotation, cellular component: membrane; intracellular membrane-bounded organelle. Gene Ontology annotation, molecular function: ABC-type transporter activity; ATP binding; lipid carrier activity. NCBI's taxonomy places the organism in Eukaryota, Metazoa, Arthropoda, Insecta, Diptera, Culicidae. Bases 618 to 5552 code for a protein of 1644 amino acids. The record is from RefSeq and is a predicted model, not a curated record.
GUUGUUGGUACGCUGCGUGACCUCAACCUUCAACCCGGGCGGAAAUUAGUUUGUGGGUUCCCGGUUCGCCUUCCUCCGGCAAUCGAUAAAAUUAUACCUACAUAGCUCGAAUAAAGUCCACCGAUGGAAUCACUGGAUUUACAAAGGAUAAAGUGCAGCAUGACAAAGCAAUAGAAAGCAUUUCCCCUUUUCGUUUGAUGUCAAAGUGCGCCGGAUCGCGGUGCCUACUAUGAUAAGCUGAUAUGUUAGUGCAUAUUCUGCGUCGAUUGAUUCGAAAGUGAUAGGUGAUUCAGCGAAAAUGUUAUCAUUGGAAUGAGGAGUGACUUGCGCGGAAUAUCAUCGACUAUCAUCUAUUUACACGCUUCAAGUGGCACUAGUGGUGUGUGAAUAUGAGUGCGGCGUUUACGUUUGCGUUCCAUGAAUAAUUCAAAUCCGAGAGACACCGUUCAAGGCUGUGUUCCGCUGCAUUCUAGCGUGAAUGACUACUAGUGAAUACACCGCACGUGAACCAAUUGUUCCUUUACAUUAGACGAUUCUGCCUGAAUUGAGUGAGAACCAGUAGCACAGGAGUGCAGUGAUAAGAAAGAUACGAGUGCAGUGCAUGCAGUGCGGGCACGAUGACUAGCAAAUGGGAUAAAUUUCUGUUGCUGCUGUGGAAAAAUUGGAUUAUUCAGAAGCGGCACUACCUACAGACGCUGUUUGAAAUACUGAUACCGGCGUUAUGCUGUUCGAUGUUAAUUUUGGUACGCGGUUUGGUGGACCCGGAAAAAGUCACCAAACCGUUAAUAUUUGAUCUGAUGGAAGCAGACGUGCUCUCCGUGACACCUUUUCAAAUACCACCGGUUAUUUCCAAGAUUGCGUACUCACCGAAAAAUGCCAUUUUGGACGACCUACUGCAUGACGCCCUUAAAAAUCAUCUGCGAAGUGUGACCGAUCUCACACUGGAGGGAUACCCGGACGCUCAGAGCCUCGAAAAUUUACUGGCCCAGCAAAACUACCUGGCUGGGGUUGAAUUUGAUAAGAACUUAGCGAACAUCACCUCGCUACCGGAUCACAUUAACUUCGCACUGCGCUUUCCCGGUGAAACUCGUGUUGGUCGGUGGUUGUUUUCCAACUGGCGAACUAACCUGUUGGUGGUACCUUUUUCGCCGGGAGCCAGAAAUCCGAACAUGACCGACGGAGGUAAUCCCAACUACAUGUACGAGGGUUUCAUACCGCUACAGGUGGCCAUUUCCAACGCUAUUUUGGCAGCGAAAAAUCCACAAUUCCAGAGGCAUAGCGUCUUUCUGAGUCGAAUACCAUAUCCACCCUACUACGAAGAUAAACUGCUACCGGCUAUGGAGCAACUGCUACCGCUGAUCAUACUGAUUGCAUUCUUCUACACCUGCAUUAAUACGGUGAAACAUAUUACGAUCGAGAAGGAACGUCAGCUGAAGGAAGCCAUGAAGAUCAUGGGACUUCCGAAUUGGCUUCACUGGACCGCUUGGUUCGUGCGAUCGUUGAUUCUUCUGCUCAUCACCAUCACGCUGGUUACGGUUCUGAUGACCGUGAGCCUUACCACCAAUACGGAACUGGCUGUGCUGGAGUAUAGCGAGUGGUCCGUUUUGUGGGUGUUCCUACUGGCUUUCGCAAUCGCCACCAUUUGCUUCUGUUUCAUGAUGAGUGUAUUCUUCAACAAAGCUAACACGGCUGCGGGGAUCGCUGGGUUGAUGUGGUUCCUGCUGAUGAUGCCGUUCAACAUAACCGUGCGAAACUACGACGAUAUGGCGACGGGAUCGAAGUUAGCUCUGUGCUUGCUGUCUAAUACGGGUAUGGCCUUCGGAGUGUUGAACAUUGUUCGGUUGGAGGGUAACCAAGCGGGACUACAGUGGUCCAAUCUGUUUGUACCGUCGACGAUGAACGAUGGACUGAGUGUUGGAUUGGUCAUUGUUAUGUUUAUUGUUGAUGCGCUGAUCUACCUGGCGAUUGCGCUGUACUUCGAGCAGAUCAUGCCGGGCGAGUUUGGAGUGGCAAAGCCGUGGUAUUUUCUGUUUAAAAAGGAAUACUGGAAGUCGAAUAAGGUUGAAGACGUACAUCAGAAUGGGAUCGAAGCCCCACCGAUGGAUUCUAAAUUUAUCGAACAAGAUCCGCCGAUGAAACAUGCGGGAGUUCUGAUUAAAAGAUUGCGAAAGGUUUACGGAAAUAAGGUUGCGGUGGAAGGGCUGGAUUUGAACAUGUACGAAGAUCAGAUUACGGUUUUGUUGGGUCACAAUGGAGCUGGUAAAACUACUACCAUGUCGAUGUUGACGGGAAUGUUCUCGCCGACCUCCGGUACGGCUUUUGUUAACGGGCAUAAUAUUCGUACGGACAUCGAAGGUGUCCGUCAUUCUCUUGGGCUUUGUCCGCAGCAUAACGUGUUGUUCAAUGAACUGACGGUUGCCGAACAUAUUAAGUUUUUUGCCAAACUAAAAGGAGUGAGCGGAAAGCUUAUUGAUGUGGAGAUUAAAAAGUAUAUUGAUCUGUUGGAAUUGAAAGAUAAAACGAAUGCUCAAUCGCGUACGCUCUCCGGAGGAAUGAAGCGAAAACUUGCCGUUGGAGUGGCCCUCUGUGGAGGAUCAAAAGUGGUGUUUUUGGAUGAACCAAGCUCUGGGAUGGAUCCUUCGGCACGCAGGGCGCUCUGGGAGUUGCUUCAGAAGGAGAAAGUCGGACGAACGAUUCUGCUGUCGACUCAUUUCAUGGACGAAGCAGACGUGCUGGGAGAUCGGAUCGCAAUAAUGGCCGAGGGUUGCUUGUCGGCAGUAGGAUCACCAUUUUUUCUGAAGAAAGCUUUCGGUGCCGGGUACAGGCUGAUAUGCGUUAAAAAUGAAAACUGUGAUAAGAUUAGGUUAUUGAGCAUUUUGAGCAAAUACCUUCCGGAGGUGGCUAUAGAAACUGAUAUUGGGACGGAGUUGUCGGUUGUUCUGCGUGAGGAUUACCUUGAGCAGUUUCAGCCAAUGCUGGAGGAACUUGAGAGUGAAAUAGACGCUUGCGGGAUUUCUAGCUACGGAAUUUCGCUUACCACAAUGGAGGAGGUAUUUUUGAGAUCGGGCACCGAUUAUAAAGGAUUCUCCAGUACUACCGAUCGAAAUAUCUUUAUCGACUCUUCAACAAACGAAUAUGCUCUUGAAAACCUUCGACUCGUAACUGGGAAGCGACUACUAAUGAAUCAAACCAUAGCUCAAUUCAUGAAAAAAAUGUUGAUCACCUUCCGCAGCCUGAUAACACUAUCAAUGCAGAUUCUCAUUCCCGUGGUAUUUGUCUUGGCAACUUACAUAAUGAUUCUGAAUUCCAACGCUGGUCAAGACCUUCCUCCGCUGGAUGUGACUCUAGAAUCUUACACCCGAUCAGUCACGGUACUGCAGGACCUAACAGGAGGUGAUCCCGUAGCAAAGACCUACCAACGACUUCACUGUCAGUUGGGACUGAAUCACGAGUUACUAACGACGCAAGAAGAAAUGAACGAUUUCAUUCUACAGAAAUCCAUCGAAUCAAUCUCUACCGUUAAUACCCGCUAUUGGGUUGCAGCUACCAUCAACCAAUCCUAUUCGAUAGCAUGGUUCAACAACAAAGCUUAUCACACCGCUCCGCUAGCGAUAAAUUUACUGUUCAAUGCUUUGCUCCAAUCUUUCUGCGUCAACUGUAGCAUUGGAGUUACCAACAACCCACUUCCGUAUCGACUGGAAACAAGAUUCGAACAGUUGGACACCGGAGCAAACUCCGGAUUUCAGCUAGCGUUCAACACCGGCUUUGCAAUGGCCUUUGUAGCGGCUUUGUACAUCAUGUUCUACAUCCGUGAGCGAACCACCCGUGCCAAACUGCUCCAAUUUGUCAGUGGAGUAAACGUAUUCCUCUUCUGGGCGGUGUCCUUCGUUUGGGACUAUCUGGUAUUCGUUGUGGUUAGUUUAUUCUACCUGGCAGCCGUAGCAGCAAUUCAGCAGGAAGGUUGGUCUACUUUUGCCCAAUUGGUCAAAGUGUUUUUGGUGCUUUUGCUGUUCGGAUUUGCGGUGAUUCCGACGACGUACCUGUUUUCGUACCUAUUCGAUGUUCCGGCUACGGGUUUCGUGAAGUUGAUGCUGCUAAACGUUCUGACUGGAACGGUGUUCUUCACGGCGGUUACGUUGCUUAAAUUCGAAGGAAUCGAUCUAGUGGACGUGGCCAAUACGCUGGAGUGGGUUUUCAUGUUGUUCCCGAAUUUCGUGCUUAGUCAUGCCUUGAAUAGUCUAAACCGGUGGGCAAGCACGGAAGCGUUUUGCAGCAGGCAGUGCGAGUCUAUUCCACUGUGUACAGAAGAACUGAUGUGUCAGCUUGUGCCGCAGUGUUGCCUGGAGGAAAUCUUUACUUUCGGAGAGAACGGAAUUAAUAGAAAUUUACUGUUUUUCAUUGGCAUUGGAUUGGGGGCGUUUGGGCUGAUAAUGUUAGCCGAAUAUCGCGUUGUGAAGAGGAUGUUAACUUUCUUCAGACGCAAUACUGUGGAACACCACGACCACGAUGAUUCAGAAAUCGAUUCCGAUGUACUAGCAGAGAAAAAACGCGUUCACGAGAUGUCACAAGGGGAGAUAAGCAGCUACAAUCUAGUUCUGAAAGAUGUAUCCAAAUAUUACAGGAAGUUUCGGGCAGUCAACAAACUAUCAAUAGGAAUUCGUCACUCGGAAUGCUUCGGUUUGUUGGGAAUCAAUGGAGCUGGUAAAACUUCAACGUUCAAAAUGAUGACUGGCGAUGAAAAUAUUUCAGCAGGCGAAGCUUGGGUCAAUGGAGUAAGUUUGCUUCGAGAAAUGAACCGAGUUCACCGGCACAUUGGUUACUGUCCACAGUUUGAUGCUCUUUUGGAGGACCUUACUGGACGGGAAACGCUCCGUUUGUUCGCGAUGCUUCGUGGAGUUCAAAACGCGGAGGUGAACAGUGUUUCGCUUGCGCUGGCUGAAGAAUUGAAUUUCAUGAAACACUUCGAUAAACUAACGAAAGCCUACAGUGGGGGAAACAAGCGAAAGCUGAGUACGGCUUUGGCACUGAUGGGAGAUCCGGCCGUAGUUUACUUGGAUGAACCAACAACCGGCAUGGAUCCGGGAGCUAAACGACAACUGUGGAAUGUUAUAUGUAAAAUUCGGGAAGCAGGAAAAGCCAUCGUGCUUACGUCGCACAGCAUGGAGGAAUGCGAAGCAUUGUGUUCCCGACUUGCCAUUAUGGUCAACGGCGAAUUCAUGUGUUUGGGGUCUACGCAACAUUUGAAAAACAAAUUUUCGAAAGGAUUUCUUUUGACGGUUAAGGUGAAACGAGAUCCAUUCGAAAGUCUACCCGAAAGGGUAGAUCAAGUAAAGCAGUUCGUUCAGAGCCGAUUCGCCGGUGCAGUAUUACAGGAGGGAUACCAAGACUCGCUCAGUUUUCACAUUCCACAGUCCAACCUUCGGUGGUCCACCAUGUUCGGACUAAUGCAAUCAUCCCGAGAGCGGCUGGAAAUCGAAGAUUACGCCCUGGGACAAACCUCUUUGGAGCAAGUUUUCCUUUACUUCACCAAAUAUCAAAGGGAAAGUAAAUAGAUAAUCUUAAUACUUCUAAUCAACGUGUGUUCUGUUCGGAGGUGGAACCAAACAACGGCAGGGCAUAUUGUUAUUAGAACCAUACGUUCUUUGAUCCCGGUGUGCUUUGGAUAGGCAUUAUAAUGCAGAAGAGUGACAAACAUGCGGAAAUAAUUCGAUUCAUGCAUAUGACUAACAUCAUACGGAGCCUGUAGAUAAAGGGUGCUGAAAGGUAGUAUUAUUUGUUCAACUGGCUG